Molecule: messenger RNA, 456 nt
Organism: Protopolystoma xenopodis
Lineage: Eukaryota; Metazoa; Platyhelminthes; Monogenea; Polystomatidea; Polystomatidae
Source: the annotation of a GenBank genome assembly
AUGCCGGCCGAGCGGGCGAAACGACAGAGCCGCCGUUUCCUGUUCAACCGGUACAGCAAUUUCCGGUUCUCUAACAGGCCUCCUGGCCCGGUUGGCCGGAUUGGUCGGUUGACGACCGCCUCUGUCCCUUCGGGUCGAUGUGGAGGACCGGCGAACGAUUGGACGGUCUGGAGGCAGCGCCAACUCGUGUCUCCGCGGUGCUAUUGUAGAGACGGUCGGCUGCCUCGCCGGUGGGCAAUUAAUCCGGCGAGACGAGAUGGGCAUCUGCCGGACUCUGGCGAGCCGACCGGUUGGGCGGUUGGGCGGUCGGGCGGUGCUGACUUGGCAACUUGGCCGGGCUGGUGGCAGCAAGACGAGGGUGGGAGAGUGGUUCAGUCGUCUGAGCCAAACCCACCACUCUUGUCAGCCUGUCGUCGCGACGGUCCGAGUAGUUGUCAAUUAAUUGUAAUGCGCUAA